GAACCAUGGGUAUUUGUUCCGACAUAGCAAGGUUUCAAAUUGCCUGAUCCUAGUUGGCAUGUUCCCCAAAAAUGUCAUGUAUGAAAUUUUGUCCUGAACCAUGGGUAUUUGUUAUGACAAGGUUUCAAAUUUUAUAACGGACAAAAAUAAGAUCCAAGGCGUUACAAGCGGGAGGACGCAAAGAAACGGCCCCGCUCCUGAUGCUGCAACACUCUGAAACCUGGAAAGGAAAAACCCUAAUUUUUCCUAUAUAUUUGGCAUCAGGAGCCCAAAACUAACCUUCUUUAUCCCAAAUCUUUGAAAUUUCAAGCGUUUUCUCAUUGAAUUUUGAUUUUCGUCUGUUGAACACAGAGUAUAUUGAGGGAAAUAGAUCCAACCAGAUAAGUAGUCAUUUUUGAAGAGAUAAAAAAUGGCUACUACUUCAGACAUUGGUGUUAGUUUAUCUAUUAACUUUCCCACUGCUUUAGCAUUUCUCAUCGCAUUUGCAAUAUUGAGACUGCAACCAUUUAACGAUAGAGUAUACUUUCCAAAAUGGUAUCUCAAGGGAUUAAGAAGCAGUCCAAGACACUCCGGAACGAUUGUCAACAAGUUUGUCAAUUUGGAUUGGAAAAAUUAUAUGAGGUUUUUAAAUUGGAUGCCUGCUGCCUUGAGAAUGCCAGAACCUGAGCUUAUUGACCAUGCUGGAUUGGACUCUGCUGUUUACAUUCGGAUUUAUCUUGUUGGUCUGAAGUUGUUUGUCCCGAUUACACUUCUUGCCUUUUCUGUCUUAGUGCCUGUUAAUUGGACUGAAGCAACACUGGAGCACCAAUCACGCGAUUUAACAUUCAGCAAAAUAGACGAACUCUCUAUAUCCAACAUUGCUUAUGGAUCAAAGAGAUUUUGGACUCACAUGACAAUGGCAUAUGUCUUUACAUUUUGGGCAUGCCAUGUUCUUUAUAAAGAAUAUGAGAUUGUAGCAUCAAUGAGGUUGCACUUUCUUGCAUCUGAAGGCCGCCGUCCAGAUCAAUUUACGGUGCUUGUAAGAAAUGUUCCUCUGGAUCCUGAUGAAUCUGUCAGUGAGCAUGUUGAGCAUUUCUUUUGUGUCAAUCAUCCUGACCACUACCUCACCCAUCAGGUCACAUACAAUGCAAACAAACUUGCUAAAAUAGUGAAGAAAAAGAAAAGUUUACAGAAUUGGCUCAUCUAUAACCAAAACAAAUAUGCUAGAAAUCCCAGCAGGCGGCCUACUAGAAAGAUAGGAUUUUUAGGGCUUUGGGGAGGGAGUGUGGAUUCUAUCGACUUCUAUACUUCUGAGAUCGAUAAGUUGGCGAAGGAAGAAGAAAUUGAGCGGGAAAGGGUUAUAAGUGAUCCUAAGGCAAUAAUGCCUGCAGCAUUUGUUUCAUUUAGGACUCGAUGGGCAGCAGCGGUUUGUGCACAAACUCAGCAAUCAAGAAAUCCAACAUUAUGGCUAACUGAGUGGGCUCCCGAACCUCGUGAUGUUUACUGGCAUAAUCUUGCAAUUCCAUUUGUUAGUCUCACAAUUCGAAGGCUGAUUAUCGGUGUGACACUUUUUUUUCUCAUUUUCUUCUAUAUAAUUCCCAUCACAUUUGUGCAAUCCCUUGCAAAUAUUGAGGCCAUUGAGAAGGCUGUUCCUUUCUUGAAGCCUUUGAUUGAGAGAAAGGGUGUGAAGUCAUUCAUUCAGGGUUAUCUUCCUGGGCUUGCUUUAAAGAUAUUCCUUAUCAUUCUGCCAACAAUACUCAUGGCUAUGUCGAAGAUUGAAGGUCAUAUAGCACACUCAGUUUUAGAGAGGAGAUCAGCAGCAAAAUAUUAUCUUUUUAUACUAGUUAGUGUAUUUUUUGGAAAUGUACUUGCUGGGACGGCAUUUGAGCAACUUAAAAUGUUUAUGCAUCAAUCUCCAGAUCAGAUCCCAAAAACAAUUGGUGUCUCCAUUCCCAUGAAAGCAACAUUUUUCAUAACAUAUAUUUUGGUUGAUGGUUGGUCUGGAGUUGCUGCAGAGGUCCUCAGAUUGAAACCUCUGAUAAUGUAUCAUUUGAAGAAUGCACUUUUAGUGAAGACAGAAAAGGAUAGGGAAGAUGCAAUGAAUCCUGGAAGCUUGGGUUUUGCUUCAUCUGAACCUCAAUUGCAGUUGUAUUUCUUGCUUGGUCUUGUAUAUGCUGUGGUGACGCCCAUUCUUCUUCCUUUUAUUGUUGUCUUCUUUGGCCUGGCAUAUAUGGUUUACCGACAUCAGAUCAUAAAUGUUUACAAUCAAGAGUAUGAAAGUGCAGCAUCAUUUUGGCCGGAUGUACAUGGCCGUAUAGUCACUGCUAUGGUUAUAUCACAACUUGUACUCAUGGGAUUGGUGAGCACAAGAGGUGCAGCUCAAUCAACAACAGUGCUCAUUCCUCUUCCCAUACUAACCAUAUGGUUCCAUUUGGUGUGUAAAAGCCGGUUUGAAUCUGCGUUUGUCAAAUUUCCUUUACAGGAAGCAAUGAUGAAAGACACUUUGGAGAGGGCUACUGAACCAAAUCUGAAUCUUAAAGUCUAUCUACAAGAUGCAUAUAUCCAUCCGGUUUUUAAGGGUGGAAAUGGUCACCACCAGCCAAAACCAGGGUUUGAGGAGGAGACUAACCCACUCGUACCAACAAAGCGACACUCUCAAUUGAGCACUCCGGCACUAAGCAAGCAUGGUUCAAACUCAAUUUCAUCAUCUUCUGAUACUAAUGUGUAAGAAACUGCAAGUUUUACAAAACUUAUUGACCGACACCCCCCUAUUCUAAUGCAUUUGUUAACUCUAAUGUGCCUCUUGGGUUUGGGUUUAUAUAUUGUAAAUGCUUGGAUGCAUGACAUUUUUUUGAAGAAGCCACCUUCUUCCAAUACCAAUGUGUGAAACUUGAAAUUUACAAACCAUUGACCCCCCCCCCCCUUCCAUUCUAAUGAAUCUGUUAACAUUGGCAUACCUCUUGGGUUUUUGGUUUAUUUAUAUAUAGUAUAUGUU
Amborella trichopoda is the source of this 2974-nucleotide messenger RNA. Its product is annotated as hyperosmolality-gated Ca2+ permeable channel 1.7. The record is from RefSeq and is a predicted model, not a curated record. Gene Ontology annotation, molecular function: calcium-activated cation channel activity. Gene Ontology annotation, cellular component: plasma membrane. NCBI's taxonomy places the organism in Eukaryota, Viridiplantae, Streptophyta, Magnoliopsida, Amborellales, Amborellaceae.